AUGGGUGGCCGAGUUGAUACGUCUAUCAAUCAAUCAGCAGGUCCUUAUAUUUUUUGGAUGAGUGGUCAGAAUUAUCAUCACAUUGGUUCUUUGUUGCCAGAAGUUGGGAAAAAACCACAAUUUGCUCAACUAUAUAUAUAUGAUACUGAAAAUGAGAUAGGAAACCGAAUGGAUACACUACUAAGACACGGGAGGAAGAUAGAGAUUAAACAUGAAAUCUUUCAGGAAUUAUCUCAAAUGUUGGAUCAACAUAAUAAUUUGGUCAAAUCCUUUAGAAUGGCAAGGGAUAAAUUCAAAGCACAACCAGAAUCUAUGUUUCGUUUACAACUCCUAAGUAGCAGGACAACAGAUGGUCGUCAAUACAAUAUGCCGACAUCAUUUGAAGUAGCAGGCUUAAUAGUUGGUGAUUUCAGUGAAGUGAACUUCGAACGUGACGUUAUUGUAGAGCACCAAACUAAAGGAAUUAAGAGAAUCACAGAUCUGCAUCCAAGUUUCAUGUCUAUGACGUGCUCAUUAAUACACCCUUAUGGUGAAGAUGGAUAUAGACUUGGCAUACCUUUGAGAGACGUAACUAAAAGCUCUUUCAAUAGGCAAAAGUUGACAAUGAGGCAACAUUAUUGCUUUAGGUUGCAGCAAAGAUUAAAUGAGGGUCAUACUCUUCUUCGAUCCGGUAGACUACUGCAACAAUAUAUAGUUGAUUCUUACAUGGAAAUUGAAGAAGAAAUAUUUCGUUGGAUACGAAAUAACCAAAAAAAACUCAGAUCAGACCUUUUCUCUGGUUUAAUGGACGCUAUUCAUCGUGGUGAUUCAUAUUGCUCAAAAGUGGGGAAAUCAAUUAUUUUGCCUUCGUCACACACUGGAGGACCACAAUAUAGAGUACAAAAUUAUCAAGAUGCUAUGGCAAUUUGUAAAUGGGCAAGGUAUCCUGAUUUAUUUCUUACUUUCACUUGCAACCCAAAGUGGCCAGAAAUAAAUGACAUGAUCCAUUUAAUAGGCCAAAAAGACGAUAACAAUCGGGUCGAUAUCAUAUGCAGAGUAUUUGAGAUAAAGUUAUUCCAGCUAAUGCACGAUUUGAAAAAAGAACAAUCGUUUGGAAAGAUAAUCGCAUCAGACCAUAUUGAUAAUAUAAUAAGCGCGGAAAUCCCAGACUUAAAUGUUGAUCCUGAUUGUUAUAAUGCCGUCAAUAAAUUUAUGAUUCAUGGACCUUGUGGAAAACUCAAUUCAAACUCUCCAUGUAUGAUGCAAGAUAGGUGCACAAAACAUUUUCCAAAAAAAUUCAAUGAUCAAACGACCAUCGGCACAGAUGGCUUUCCAGUCUACAAAAGGAGAAAUACAGGUAUUCAUGUCGAAAAGAAAGGUGUCCUUUUAGAUAAUCGAUAUGUAGUCCCUUAUCACAGGAAUUUGAUUGUCAAAUUUGAUGCACAUAUUAAUGUCGAGGUUUGCAAUUGCUCUAGAUCAGUCAAAUACCUUUUCAAAUAUGGUCAUAAAGGGUCUGACAGAACUACUGCAACAAUGGAAUCUAUUGACACUGCCAAAGAAAUAGAUGAGAUAAAAACAUAUUUUGAUUGUAGAUAUAUCUCGGCAAUUGAAGCUUGCUGGAGAAUAUUCCAAUUUGACAUACAUUACAGACAGCCAGCAGUCGAAAGAUUACCAUUCCAUUUACCCGGAGAGCACACAAUAAUAUUCAAAGAAAACAAAUGUGUUGAAAAUGUUGUUUGCAUACCUGGAAUAGAAAAAACAAAGUUCACUCAAUGGUUGGAGGCAAACAAGAAUUAUGAUGAUGCAUGA
This is a messenger RNA of Humulus lupulus (European hop), 1788 nucleotides long. RefSeq lists its product as uncharacterized. The record is from RefSeq and is a predicted model, not a curated record. The coding region runs from base 1 to 1788 and encodes 595 amino acids. The transcript is spliced from 2 exons. NCBI's taxonomy places the organism in Eukaryota, Viridiplantae, Streptophyta, Magnoliopsida, Rosales, Cannabaceae.